UCUCUUCAGUAUAUUUCCCCACGAUAUUAAGUAGGCUUCUGUUGAUGCUUGUCAUGACUUGUUUCAGCAAUUCAGCAAACCAAAGCCAUUGUAACCACUUCGCAGGAAACUCGCUUUCACAAAUGCCAAUUACCCGUUUCUGCUUUCUGCAGCUGCAAAGGUGGCUGAUGCCAGCGGGGUCCUUACAUUGGAUCGAUUUCAAGCAGGCCUGCAACCAAUCCAAGAAGGCUUGCAAGGCCUGCUCGAAGAGCUGCGAAAGGCCAAAGAGAGGAAACCAAAAAGUUUCUCUAGAGUCGGUUCCACGGAAGCUCAAAAGCUCCUGGCCCAACUAGAUUUCGCUGAGGAACUCGGGAAUCUCGAGGAUCCGAUUCUCCCGCCAUCAGAUACACCAGAAGCAGAAGCUUUCGAUUACUCUCUCUAUCCCAAUGAAGACUCUGGCACUCCUGCUCUCCUUGAACACCACCGGCAACAGCUUCAGAAGUAUGGGGUGCUUUUUGGACGGGGUGCUUUCCAGAUGUAUGACAUUCAUAAGAAUAAGACACUAUACCUAAUCACUGCCCCGGAUGAAAGUCAGUUCACAGGCACUGCAGAUGGGCUUCUGGCGCCCUUCGGGCUGUACCCUGAGUCUGCCGCUAGACAGUGCAGAGUGCUUUUUGACCAUAAGCAGACCGAAGAUCAGAAGCAAAGCUACAGAGAGAAUCACCCCAACACCGCUGGAGGGUCUGGCAAGGAUGCAGGACCUCCUGGACCAGUCCAGUAUGGGGCGCACAAGGGACAGGUCUUGGUUUGCUACCUCGCGUCUUUGGCAAUCAAUUCGUUCCCUCUCAUCUAUGACCUGUGCGAUGGAGAGACACACAACCUGCUCCACUUACGAGACGGUUUCAUCACAGUCUGGGAGGGCUUGAGCCCAACGCAAGCAUACUGGAAGCUGUCACAGCUACUACAGCAAUUUCCGGAGGCCACUGAGAAACGGCUGCGUCUGGAGGCGAUCCCGGAGGAGUUUCAGGUGCCUCUGAAAAAGCUGCGGGUCCUUGAGCCCUCGUCCGGAAUCCUGGAGCAGCUUGAGAGCAUCUUACCUUUCGUGCCAGAGAGCGAGAGAGUUGCUUGUACCCAAGAGCUGCUUGCCCCAUGGCUACAGUCAUCUAGACUCCCAGAAUCUAUCCUUCACAUGUACAACUGAGUUUGGUCUAACCUGUGUCUAAAAUUAGAACAUCCAUUUGGGAGACUAUCAAGGCAGAAUUGGUUACACUCUGUUUGUGAGAAGUACCUGGUGUUUGACGGGUUGAUGCAAUUUGGGGAUGUGAAGCUGCUUCAAGCUGCUACUUUGUUAUUCGUAUUUCUCUCACCAAUUUUGAGCAUGAGUUUGAAUGGUUGCG
Klebsormidium nitens is the source of this 1376-nucleotide messenger RNA. Lineage: Eukaryota; Viridiplantae; Streptophyta; Klebsormidiophyceae; Klebsormidiales; Klebsormidiaceae. The record is from the annotation of a GenBank genome assembly.